This is a messenger RNA of Aricia agestis (brown argus), 1742 nucleotides long. RefSeq names its product elongation factor 1-alpha (gene eEF1alpha1). Gene Ontology annotation, molecular function: GTP binding; GTPase activity; translation elongation factor activity. The transcript is spliced from 2 exons. The coding region runs from base 112 to 1503 and encodes 463 amino acids. Gene Ontology annotation, biological process: translational elongation; translation. Lineage: Eukaryota; Metazoa; Arthropoda; Insecta; Lepidoptera; Lycaenidae. The record is from RefSeq and is a predicted model, not a curated record.
ACACCGGAAGUGAUUCACAUUCCAGCUUUCCAGCCGAAAGAAAAUCCAUUUCUCGGCCAUUCUGUUGGAGUCUAUAUCUCGGAUAAUACGCUCUAUCCGUGACAAACCAAAAUGGGAAAGGAAAAGACUCACAUUAACAUCGUCGUCAUCGGACACGUCGACUCCGGCAAGUCCACCACCACAGGCCACUUGAUCUACAAAUGCGGCGGUAUCGACAAACGUACCAUCGAGAAGUUCGAGAAGGAGGCCCAGGAGAUGGGUAAGGGCUCCUUUAAGUACGCCUGGGUGCUGGACAAACUGAAGGCCGAGCGCGAGCGCGGUAUCACCAUCGACAUCGCCCUCUGGAAGUUCGAGACCGCAAAGUACUACGUCACCAUCAUCGACGCCCCCGGACACAGAGAUUUCAUCAAGAACAUGAUCACCGGAACCUCCCAGGCUGACUGCGCCGUCCUCAUCGUCGCCGCCGGUACCGGUGAGUUCGAGGCCGGUAUCUCCAAGAACGGCCAGACCCGCGAGCAUGCCCUGCUCGCCUUCACCCUCGGAGUCAAACAGCUCAUCGUCGGAGUCAACAAGAUGGACUCCACCGAGCCCCAGUACAGCGAGAGCCGUUUCGAGGAAAUCAAGAAGGAGGUGUCCUCUUACAUCAAGAAGAUUGGUUACAACCCGGCCGCCGUCGCUUUCGUCCCCAUUUCCGGUUGGCACGGAGACAACAUGUUGGAGCCUUCCACCAAGAUGCCCUGGUUCAAGGGGUGGCAGGUGGAGCGCAAGGAGGGUAAGGCCGAGGGCAAGUGCCUAAUUGAGGCCCUUGAUGCCAUCCUCCCCCCCGCCCGCCCUACGGACAAGGCCCUCCGUCUGCCCCUGCAGGACGUCUACAAAAUCGGUGGUAUCGGAACGGUGCCCGUCGGCCGUGUGGAGACCGGUGUGCUCAAGCCCGGCACCAUCGUCGUGUUCGCCCCCGCCAGCAUCACCACUGAAGUCAAGUCCGUGGAGAUGCACCACGAGGCUCUCCAGGAGGCCGUGCCUGGUGACAAUGUGGGUUUCAACGUAAAGAACGUGUCAGUCAAGGAGCUGCGUCGUGGAUACGUCGCCGGAGACUCCAAGAACAACCCACCCAAGGGCGCCGCCGACUUCACUGCACAGGUCAUCGUGCUCAACCACCCCGGUCAAAUAUCAAACGGAUACACGCCAGUGCUGGAUUGCCACACGGCCCACAUCGCCUGCAAGUUUGCUGAGAUCAAAGAGAAGGUUGACCGUCGUUCCGGUAAAUCCACAGAGGAAAACCCCAAGUCCAUCAAGUCCGGUGACGCCGCCAUCGUCAACCUCGUGCCCUCCAAGCCCCUGUGUGUGGAGUCCUUCCAGGAGUUCCCGCCUCUCGGCCGUUUCGCCGUCCGUGACAUGAGACAGACCGUCGCCGUCGGCGUCAUCAAGUCCGUGAACUUCAAGGAGGCCGGCGGUGGCAAGGUCACCAAAGCCGCCGAGAAGGCCGCUAAGGGCAAGAAGUAGCUAGCGCUGUUGACAGCCCAAUUCUACAUUAAACUGCGAUAUUUCAUACACCGCAAGGUGUUCAGGAGGAAAGACGGGCUACAAACUCAUUCCUUUUCUAUAUUUUUUACAUGGCUUUUACUGUAAAACCUAUAUUAUAAUUUAUAAGUAUAAAUAUAUCUGAGAUAUUUUGUUACUACAAACUACAAUGUAAAUUCAUAGAAUAAAGGUAGCCUCCAUAAUAAAUUGUUUUAUUUAUA